GUGAUUCAAUUGUUCACAGGAAACUUCUUUGCAACAAUGAGAAAAAAGUUGAGAUUGUCAUCGAACUCCUAAAUCUUGCCGAUACAUCAUCAACUAGUAAUAGCUAUGUCUUCAGUGCACUUUAUGAAAAUGACAAUGAAAACGAGAAAGCAUGGCUGUUGCACUCAACAAGUGAACCAGAAUUGCGAUGCUCAAAUCAUAUCUCUUUCAAUAUGUCUUUCACUAUUGACUAUUUCUUCGAAAGAGUACAGCUGAUGAAAAUCGAAAUAAGAGACUUUUCGAUAGGUGCCUCAUUUAAAAAUACAGUGGGUAAUGUCAUCGGUAGUUCUGUAUUCAAGCUUGAUGAGUUAAUUGGCGCAUUUGGCACACAACUUCAGCUGCCUUUGAGUGCGAAAACAUCAAUAACAAGCACAUCGAGUGAUGAACAUCAAGCAGUACCACAGGAAUUAUACUGUGGAUGGAUUCUUGUCGCUGCUCGUUUACCUGAAAAAGCCGCACCUGUGAUAUUACAAUUUUCGGGGAAAAAUUUGGAAAAAAAGGAUAAAUUUUUCGAUGAAACAUCAGUUUUCUUUGUAAUACAUAAAAUAGAAAAUGAUGGAAUGAAAACAGAACUGUAUCGAAGUGAAACUAUACGUGAACAUUCUCAUCCUAUUUGGCGACCGUUCAAUUUGCAUUUGCGAAAAAUUGCUGAUAACCGAAAUAGGUUGCUAGAAAUAUCUGCCAUGUAUCGCGAUGAAAUGAAUAAAAUAGGCCUAAUUGGUUCCUUUCUAACAACGUAUGCAAAAAUGAAAUAUGGUCCAGGGGAGGAGAAUGUUUACAAUUUGGUUAAUCCCAAGAAAAAGUCCAAAAAAGGAUAUUUAAAAAGUGGGACGAUGGAGCUGAUCAAAUUCAGCGAUGUAUCAUUUUACUCCUUCUUGGAUUACGUCACCAGUGGAACUCAACUUCAUCUUGCGAUAGCAGUGGAUUUUUCGACUAAUCCAAGUAUUAACAAAUUGGACGAUGAGCAGACAUUUGAUAAUGACUUCCAUUGUGCCAUUAAAGGUAUCGCCGGUAUUAUUCGAUACUACAACUCGAGUAAAAUGUUUCCGGCAUUCGGUCUUGGUGGCAAAAUUCCAUCAGCACUGGAUAAUGCUCAUGUUUUCCAUUUGAAUUUCGAAGCAGAACCGUAUUGCCGCGGUGUUAAUGGAGUGCUGGAAGCAUUCCGAAAUGCUAAACGGAAAGUGAUGCCAAGUACGCAUGCCGAAUAUGUAUCUGUCGUCAAUGCUAUAGCUAGGAUGGCGGAAAAUGAGGGUAAGCAUGGAUUGCAUUAUUUCGUUUUGCUCAUUUUUGUAUCAAGCAGCUCAACCAUUAAUUCCAAAAAACUGAUGGAUGCUAUAACAAAUACGACAAAAGCACCGAUUUCGAUUAUAUUUUUGGGAAGAAGAGGAGCAAAGUUAAAUGGAUUUCACAAUAUCCCAGGUCCUAAGAAAAAUGUGUUUCCAAGUGACGUAUCGUCGAAUUCUGAUUUUGUUGAGUUUAUCGAUUUAAAUUCGGUAAUGGUAAAAGAAACAAGACCGAAGCAGAAUGCAAGACGAAUAGCUGAGCAGGCUUUGCGUAAUGUCCCUUGGCAUCUGAUAGCUUAUAUGCAUAAAAAUAAUAUUGCCGCAAAACCUCCGAUACUGAUUAAUCGUUUAUCAGUUUCCCAUUCAUCAAAUUUAAUCCCACAGCGACCAUCACGAUACAAGGAACAGUUACACCGGGAUAGGAAGGAACAAAAUUGUAUCAAGUGUAUCACGCCAAGUACGUCACGUAAGCAUUCGGACAAUGUUGGACGAAAUGCUAAAACGGAGAAAUUCUGGGAUGCCACAAUGCUUCGGUCGCAGUCAGUAAUGAAUGGUAAGGAUGAUGGACGACUGAAUUCACCAUCGAGUAGUCAUUUAUCAGAAUAUCCCUCUCAGCGGCAUCCAAGACGGAUUUUGAGAAGACAGUUGGCUAUUUCAUGAUUUUGUUGAAGAAAACUUCAAAAGAGCUGAAGGAAAGAGCUGUUGUCCCAGAAGUAUAUGGAAUAAAUGAAAGCAGAUUUGUUAAUGGGACAAAGAAGAAUGUCCACAUGAAAGCGGGUUAACUUAAAAUCAAAUUAAUAAUUUCACAUAUUUCUCUUCUCUUAAUAACCUAAAAAAGUC
This is a messenger RNA of Loa loa (African eye worm), 2162 nucleotides long. RefSeq lists its product as hypothetical. Gene Ontology annotation, cellular component: plasma membrane. Gene Ontology annotation, biological process: cellular response to calcium ion. The record is from RefSeq and is a predicted model, not a curated record. Gene Ontology annotation, molecular function: calcium-dependent phospholipid binding. The transcript is spliced from 15 exons. The coding region runs from base 213 to 1982 and encodes 589 amino acids. NCBI's taxonomy places the organism in Eukaryota, Metazoa, Nematoda, Chromadorea, Rhabditida, Onchocercidae.